GGAAAAUGGAAUAAACAACCCCGCCGCCGCCGCCGGAACCCUCGAGCAGCCUGGCCGAGGCUCCUCUCCUCACGCCUCACCCUCCUUGGUGGGCUCGCUCGGCCCCGUCCGCAGAAGCGCCCGCUUCUGUCCCCUCCUCCCGUCGGCGGCCCUCGGGCUGUGACAGCGGCGGCAGCGGCUGCUCCCGCCUCCCCGCCUGGCCUCCCCAUGGUGCCGCGGCCGGCAGCAGCGGUGCCUCCCGAGGCGGCCUCGCUCCCGCUGCUGCUGCUGUAGCUGCCGCCAUGAACAGCGGCGGGCUCCCCUGCUCCUCUCCGGUGGUGGCGGUGGCGGCGGCGGCGGGGCCAGCCGUGGGGCCCGGGGCGGGGGUUCCGGCGGCGGCGAAGCUCAAGUUUUGCCGCUACUACGCCAAGGACAAGACGUGCUUCUACGGCGAGGAGUGCCAGUUCCUUCACGAGGAGCCCGCCGCCUCCGCCGCCUGCCCGGGCCCUCCGCCCCCGGCCGCCCUCGGAGGGCUUCCGCUCGGCCUGCCGCCGGGCCCUGCCGCGCCGCCCGUCGCCGCCUCGCCAGGGCAUGGAGGUGGAGGCGGCUACCCGGGACACGGGGCGGCGGCGCCGGUGUCUAAGAAACCUCCCGACCUGGUGGCGGGCGGCGGCGGCGCACACGGAGGAGCAGGCGGCGGAGCGGGGCUGGACGGACCCCGGCUGGCCAUUCCAGGGAUAGAUGGAAGUGCCCUAGCUGAAGCUAGUCUUACAGACUCCUACUUCAGUACCAGUUUCAUUGGUGUUAAUGGAUUUGGAAGUCCCGCGGAAACAAAAUAUCCUAUGAUGCAGAGGAUGACAAAUAGCAGCAGUUCUCCUAGCCUUCUCAAUGACAGUGCCAAGUCAUAUGCGGGCCAUGAUCCUCUAGCUUCACCUGCCUCAUCUUUGUUUAAUGACUUUGCUGCUCUCAGUUUAUCUCAAAGGAGAAAGCCCAGGAAGUAUCGUCUGGGGAUGCUGGAGGAGAGGAUAGUUCCUGUGGGAUCAAAGGCACGAAAAUCAAAGAAUCCUAUUGGCUGCCUGACUGACAGGUGUAAAACAGGAGUACCCAUCAAUAUGGUUUGGUGGAACAGAGUCACAGAAAACAAUUUACAGACACCAAACCCUGCUGCAAGUGAGUUUAUUCCUAAAGGAGGAUCAACCUCCCGACUUAGUAACAUGUCACAGUCAAAUAUGUCUGCCUUCUCUCAAGCCUUGUUCUCUCAUCCUUCCAUGGGAGGUCCUGCAAAUGCUGGACUAGCUCCAGGAAUGUCACUGUCAGCAGGAUCUUCUCCUCUUCAUUCCCCCAAAAUUACUCCUCACACGUCACCUGCUCCUAGGCGAAGAAGUCACACACCAAACCCAGCAAAUUAUAUGGUGCCUACUAGUGCCUCUACUCCUGUAACUAACGCCGUCUCCCAGCCCCCAGCUGCUGGUCAGGUGAUUCAGAAGGAAACUGUGGGAGGCACAACCUAUUUCUAUACUGAUACAACUCCAGCACCUCUAACUGGAAUGGUAUUCCCAAACUAUCACAUUUAUCCUCCCACAGCACCUCACGUUGCUUACAUGCAGCCAAAAGCAAAUGCACCUUCCUUCUUUAUGGCGGAUGAACUCAGACAGGAGCUGAUCAACAGACACUUAAUUACGAUGGCUCAGAUAGACCAAGCAGACAUGCCUUCUGUCCCAACAGAAGUUGACAGCUACCACAGCCUUUUCCCUUUAGAACCACUGCCACCACCCAAUCGGAUACAGAAAACAAGCAACUUUGGGUACAUAACAUCAUGCUACAAAGCUGUAAAUAGCAAAGAUGAUCUGCCAUAUUGCCUUCGGAGGAUACAUGGUUUCCGUCUUGUUAACACAAAGUGCAUGGUGUUGGUUGACAUGUGGAAAAAAAUCCAGCACUCAAAUAUCGUAACGUUACGAGAAGUAUUCACCACAAAAGCAUUUGGAGAACAUUCUCUUGUGUUUGCAUAUGAUUUCCACGCGGGAGGAGAGACUAUGAUGAGCAGACACUUCAACGAUCCUAGUGCUGAUGCCUAUUUCACAAAAAGAAAGUGGGGUCAACACGAUGGACCUCUACCCCGGCAACAUGCUGGGUUGUUACCUGAAUCUUUGAUUUGGGCCUACAUCGUGCAGCUCAGCUCUGCGUUACGGACCAUUCAUACAGCAGGAUUGGCCUGUCGAGUAAUGGACCCCACAAAGAUUCUGGUAACGGGUAAAACAAGGUUGCGAGUAAACUGUGUUGGAGUCUUCGAUGUAUUAACAUUUGAUAACAGCCAAAACAAUCCCUUGGCGCUAAUGGCCCAAUACCAGCAAGCUGACUUAAUUUCCCUAGGGAAAGUUGUGUUGGCUUUGGCUUGUAAUUCUUUGGCAGGAAUUCAGAGAGAGAAUUUACAGAAAGCUAUGGAACUGGUGACAAUCAACUAUUCCUCUGAUUUGAAGAAUCUUAUUUUGUAUUUGCUGACUGACCAAAACAGGCUUCGAAGUGUAAAUGAUAUCAUGCCUAUGAUUGGUGCACGAUUCUAUACACAGUUGGAUGCUGCCCAAAUGAGAAAUGAUGUAAUAGAAGAAGACCUUGCAAAGGAAGUUCAGAAUGGAAGAUUAUUUCGGCUACUUGCAAAAUUGGGAACAAUCAAUGAGAGGCCAGAAUUUCAGAAGGACCCAGCAUGGUCAGAAACUGGAGACCGAUAUCUCCUGAAGCUCUUUAGGGAUCAUCUUUUCCAUCAGGUGACAGAAGCGGGUACUCCUUGGAUAGACCUCAGCCACAUUAUCUCUUGUCUUAACAAGCUAGAUGCUGGUGUGCCAGAAAAAAUAAGCCUCAUUUCCAGAGAUGAGAAGAGUGUACUUGUGGUAACGUAUAGUGACCUAAAGCGCUGCUUUGAAAACACUUUUCAAGAACUGAUUGCAGCCGCAAAUGGGCAGUUGUAGUACUUGCUGAAAGCAUGCAGGACAUUGCUGAGGAACGUAACCAAUAGCAAAUUGCACUACAGCUGAAUUGUCGUCAUCUCAUUUCACAUUUUGGGAAACAAACAGCAGGAGAUGUUGCACUUCAGUCAGGUACACUGUUACUUGAAGGGAAGAAUGUUUUUUGCUUACCCUUGAACUCUGGCUGCCAUUGGAGGCUUUAUCUGUGAAGAAUUUAUUUUAAAAUAUGGAACGCAUCAGGGCAUGAUGUUCCUGCUUUUAUUUUUUUUCACUCGUAUAUGCACUAAUUUUAAUUUUUUAAAAAGACUUUCUGAUCUCUGAUGUUUUGCCACAUUGGAUACUUACUAAGGGAAUCUAUUUGCAAGGACAUUUCUAGGAUAAUCUCUUUUUUUGCCACUGAGUAUACUGCAGAAUUUAUUCAUUUUGAUAUUAUUUGCACCCCAGAAUACUAUAAAGGACCAGGUGAAUAAUUUUAUAGAAAUUGUGUUCUGUAAAUUACAGUGUCGCUUGUAACCUCUGUACGUGUAUCAUAUGCCACCCAACUCGUGGUUAACCAAUCAAAUCGGAAGAUGCAUAUUUUUAAAAAAAAUCAAGUGAAGUAUAAAAUUAUCACAUGUAAAAUUCCCCUUUUAACUGGUUGAGGCUUUGUCUAAGCAACAUAGCACCGUAUGGAAACAGAGAAGCAUCUGUAACUUCCAGGAGCAUAUCCAAAUUGCUCUGAACAUGACCAGCGCCUUUUAAAUAAAAUACCUGUUUGUAUAUUUUCCUGCUAGUCAGAUGCAUUUACAUUUAUGCAAUUUUUAAUAUUUUUUUAAAGAAAUUGUGCUACAGGCCUGAGGUUUCAGAAGUGUAUUCCUUUAAGUUACUUACAGUAUAAUUUUUUUGUAUAAAGUUCUGUUCUUUGAACCACAGCUUUAUUAUGGUACUUUACACUGGAUACAGAUACAAAGACACUGUUCAGAAGAUUAACUACCACACAGCAGUUGUCUGGCAUUGAGAGCUUUUGAAGUUUUACAGCCUGAUUCUGGAAGAAUGGCGGUCUGCUGUGCCUUUUGCAGUUGCUGCUUAGUCCAAAGUAACAUUACUGUUGAUAAUAACUCAACACAUGAAUAUUCAGUCUUCAAGCCUGGACAUUUUUUUCCUCCUCCUCAAUUAACUUUCUGAUACUGGACCUGCAGUUGACUCCAAGCUUGGGUAUUCAAGGGAAUUUGUAGUAGAAACAUCUACACUUUGAUACUGAAGACUGCCAAAUAUGUAGAAUUUUUUCCCUUUCUUAAAGCAGUAAUGAAGACUGUAUAUAUCUACAUCCUUUUUUCCCAGCACUGAACGUUUCACUAGCACUGGGUGCUCACCAUGAAGAAAAUGUGGAAAUUCUUUCAAAAAAGUCAGGAUUGACUCCAAAAGCACUUGCAACUGAUGUUACUAAUUUUCAUUUUAUUAAUUCUCAAUAUUUGUAAUUUCAGAGAAAUUUUUAAUCUGUCCAGUUUUAUAAGCUUUAAUGAUGACACUUCUCCUUGAGAUUUGCCUCGUGGAUAAUUAAUUCUCUUCAUAGCGGAGGCAUCAGAAAGCUAGGGACACCCUUGACAAACGAAGGAAAUGUAUUAAAACCUGCAAUCGGUAGCAUCAGUUGAUGAGCUUAAAUAAAAUCAAUUAUCAUUUAAUCUGAACAGAUUUUAGAAGACUCAUAAUGUUUAAUAUUCAGAGGAGAACAGUUGCCAUAAUAUUGUUCUUUUUUUAAUGUCAAAAGGAACAGGGACUUUAAAAUAUGAACAUGGCAAAACCAGUCUUUUAUCAUUAGCUCAUGUAUUUGAGGAAAAGCAGCUGUCUUUUAUAUGUUUUUUGGAAAAAUCAUAUUGUAAUUCUUUUGUACAAAAAGUAGUACUUGUAUUCUAGAAGAAAUAUUGAAUGCUUAAUUUAUAAGCGGGCUGAGGCUUUUCCCCCCCACUUUUUUUUAAUGAAAGGGGAUCAUCUCUUCAGUUGUGGGGAUUGGGAACCUUUUGACAGGUUAUUUUGUGGACCAAUAUUUUGGGACAAGCAAAGGCAAAGGAGUGAUGCAGGGCUUUGUUCUCAUUCUCACUAUACCAGCAGAAUCUGCUUCUGAAAGACAAGUUGUAUUUUGCCAACUUGUGUCAUUAUGUUAAAUGUCCAUUGCUUUGGCCCCAGUAAUCUCAGGACUUGGUUUAAAGUGUGUUUUAAAAAUAAAGAGCAAAUAGCCAAUAAGUUUCCAUGAGUAAAUGCCAUCCAGGAAAUAUUUGCUGUUCGGUAAUGCAUAGAACAUUGUGGAGUUUUAUUUGGUCCAUGUUUUGGAUUUUUCUUUUUUUUUGCUUUGGUGUUUUUUGGGGAGAGCCCUUCUAGUCCAAUAUAAUUCCAUUUAGAAGGCUGUCCAAAAACUAGCAUGUUCCAUUCAUAGGAAGAGUUAAAUAUGUAAUCCCUAAAACACAGAAACAAAUAAUCUCCCAACGUGUACACUUUCCAUAUAUGGAAACGAUUUUGGCCUUCCUAUUUUUACAGUUGUAAGCACAGAAAGGACAACCUUUUCCCAAAUCAUGUGAUGCUAUUAAUUUUGUUUUCCUACCUGUUUUUUUUAGGUUGCUUGUUGUUUGGGUUUUGUUUUGUGUGUUUGCUACACUGUAAAUACUUUGGGGGUACAAUUUUGGGGGGCCUUUGUUCUGGUAAAAUUUUAGAUGUCAACAGCUUCCCCUAAAAAGCACCAGUAUGUUACAUUCUGAUGUCACGAUCCCACUGUUAUCUUUUAAUCCUGUUUUUUUGUUCUUUUCAUGUGUACAGCAGUAUUUUUAAUAAAGAAUACGAGAAAUAA
Messenger RNA from Eublepharis macularius, 5757 nucleotides. It is a transcript of the gene PAN3, whose product is annotated as poly(A) specific ribonuclease subunit PAN3. Gene Ontology annotation, biological process: mRNA processing; protein phosphorylation; nuclear-transcribed mRNA poly(A) tail shortening. Gene Ontology annotation, cellular component: PAN complex; P-body. Gene Ontology annotation, molecular function: ATP binding; protein kinase activity; metal ion binding. The transcript has 19 exons. The record is from RefSeq and is a predicted model, not a curated record. NCBI's taxonomy places the organism in Eukaryota, Metazoa, Chordata, Lepidosauria, Squamata, Eublepharidae. Bases 282 to 2942 code for a protein of 886 amino acids.